GCUUCUGAUGAAUAUUUUUCACAUCUAGGAUGAAGUGGUGAAGCUCACAGAUAAAUGUCUUAACAAUGCAAUUGAGAGCCCGAUAGCAGCAGCAACGUGGCUUCCAGCAGACAUGAAAAGCAAUAUCGUGAAGGCCCAGGUGGAAGCAGGGCACAAGGUGGUAAGAGAAGACAGCCUGGCAGGUAGCAAGAAUUCCAACAUUCAGGAUGCUGCUUCCAGGAACAUUCUCCCAUCAGGGAAAACCCAGAGUAGUCCCUCAGCAAGCAGUCCAGUAUUUCAAAACAACCUGAAAACAACCCCUGCCUCAAACACAUUCAUUCCUAAUGCAUUAAAUGAGGAUAAUGCUGCCUCUAACCAUGAAGAGUUGCUGAUUCCAGCUAAUCUGGCUCCAGCAGAGGAGGCUGCUGUUUCAAAGAGCGCUCCAGAUGACCAGGACGUUUUCCUAUCAUCAUUGACAGAGAAUCUAAUUGACUUUACAGAAGCAACACCUCGGGUGUCUUCCCAGCCCAUAAUAACACCGAGGUGGUUAGUGCCAACUGGACUGAUGUCCAAUGGGCCUUUGGGAAAUGACGUUGCCUUAUCUCUGAAAGCAGUGAAAGGCAGCACAGAGGCUCUGUUGUCAUCAGCUGGAUUGCCACCGUGCCAGCAGACAGCUGAAGUCCUUGCAAGCUGUACUGGUGAGGCACAAUUAGCUGCAGUGACCAGUUCUUUUAUUGAACCUCUUAAGCAAGGGAAAGCAUUGGUGGGCAGAAAGUGGACGGCAGUGAUGUGUUAUUGGAAGUCAGUUCUGUUUGCCCUUCUGCAGGUUGGCCAUUGGAAAGCCCAGUCGCUGAGGAUGCUACAGUAAGGACGAAAUGUUUACUCACCACUGAACUGUAGAAGAUGGAGCUUCUGUACUUCCCACCUAGUAAAAACUCAAACUCAAAUCUUCUGACGUCUACAAAGAAUCCUUCAGAAAGACUAGCAUGGGAUGAAACUCUUGCUCAAUGGGGGUGAAACAGCCAGCUGGUUUGCUAGAAUCCAGGAAGAGACUUUGAAAUUUAUUGCAAUCUAACUGGAAUUACAGUCUGAGCCGAAAUGCAAAACCACGUGAAAGUUUGAUCUUCUCCCUCAAGAGAAGUGAAGUAUCACACUGGAGCUAAUUCUGAACAUGAGGAACAAAAUCUAGUUGUGUUCCACUCACACUUGGUUUAGUCUCAUGCCUCUCAAAUGUUACGGGCGAGUGAUCGCUGUGAUGUUAGCUCUGCCGUAUUUGAACACAUCCCUGUCCUUUGUAGAGUAAUAUUGGGAAGAUUAGGAGAACUUCUAGGGCCACCUUGUGGCCACAUAGUGUAUGGUGGCUCACAGUAGCAAUGACUGUUUCAUGUGGCCAAGAUCAUUUUCUUCUGUGUGAUUAGUCACUCUGAGUUUCCUUUGCUUUACUGCCACACAUGCUCCUUUUGGCCUUAAAGCCCUUGGUAAUCUUUGCACCUCUUCUUACAGGACAAACUAUUGUGACAAACUACUUUGACUGGAUUUGAGCUGCUCAUUGCAACCAGGAAAGUUAACCUGCCAAACUUCUUAUAGCAUUAGCACAUUGCAGCAGAGGUCCCACAUUUUGACACUGGUUAUUUCAUUUCCUCUGUGACUCAAAUACAGAUGUGUACUUAGGCUAUAGGUGUAUUUUUUUGUUUUCAGCAUUGAAGUAGUGAAGUUGUGAGUACAGCUUACUUCAGAAACUGCUUUUUGGUUAGUUCUCUUGUCGUUCAGUGCUAGGAAGGACAAGAUUUUCAUUUUUUCUAUUCACAUUGUUGCUAGGUGUUGGUUUGAGGUCUUGUGCUUUGGAGAAUACUUAACACGCAGGAUAAGGCAUGAGGGUACAACUAGGUCAGUUCUUAACACCACCUUGAAUCCUGUUCCAAAUAGUGUGUGGAACAAAAUACAGAAUAAGGUGAAAAUGGGGAAAAGAGAUGAAACAUUCCCAAAAGCAGAUCACCUGCUCCUAGGAGAAAGGUAGGAACACUUGCAAGAGUGUGCUCCACACUGCUGGUAAAGACCUAUUGGUGCUCAGGUAAAGUACAGGAUACAGCACAUACAAUUUGAAGAGUGUCCUGGGCUUCAGGAUCCCUGUGUAGAGAUGAGAACAUGGACCAUGGGAAUAUAUCCUGUGAAAAUACCAGUGCAGAGUCAGAGGAAGGAGAAGUGUAGAAGCCCAGUGAUGAAUUCCACAUCUCUGAACAGGGAAGCACAGUUGAAGCUACUGGGAUCCUUCUCAGGAAGAGGUUUGUGCAUAUGAAGGCUUGGAGGAUGUUUUCUGCACAGUGCUGCUCUUUAUUUAUAUACAUGGGGUUCUUAGGAACAUUUUUAAAUGUGAAAGUGAGAUAGAAACCUGUAUGCACAACUUUCUUUGUGCAUGCCUGCUGCAUGAACAUAACUCCGUGUGGACAAAGAGUUGGACCAAAUCACUGUGGGUUGUGCAAGGUAAGCUGGUGUCCUGUUAGGCUGCUGCUUUCAGAUUAGGGUAUGUCUUGGGUGUUCUUAUGGCUGUUCUCAUUAUUUUUUUAUAAGAUGCUGACUGAGAGUUUUAAGGAAGAAACCACUUGGCAUUUACACAGCCCACUGCCACUCCUCAAAACCUCAGAGGCCUUAAUAGAAAAACAUAGGGACCAUUGGGAGCGGUUGAGACUGGUAUGGGCUACAGAGAGUCAUCUGCAGCCUUUGCCUAUGUAACCAACAGUUGAAAUGGAUGGCAGGAGCUUCAGGCACACUUCCCCACUCACAGCACUGCCAGCCAAAGAGGAGCUGCUCUUUGGGCCUAAGUGGUGCACUUGUGCUGGCCAGCAUUUACCUCCCAUCGUUACUUCCAGCAGAGUAUUGGCUUUUUUAGAUUUUAAGUCUGAGCUCUAUUACAUAUUAAAACAUGAAAGAUAACUCGAUUCAAAUAUCAAAUGUCUUAGUGUGGAUCAACAGAGUUGCCAGAAAAGUUCCUGCAGCAAAAAAGGGAAGCUACGGCUGCGACAGUCUGCUUCCUGCACAAAGCCAGGACUGUGUGGGGAAACUUGGCACUCACUAUGGAUCUGUUUGCUCAGCAGCUGAGCUGGCAUUCACCAACUACAUGUGUUGGUUUUGUAAAUAGACAGAAUGCAGAAGCAUUUUCUUUAAGGCAUGUUUGAUAUUUGACUCUUCCCAUUGGGUUCAGGAGCUCUGUGAACUGUUAGCUUGAAUUUCUCCCAGAAGUAAAAUAACAGAAGUUUACAGUUUUAAAGUACCGAGUGCUAAAUAAUUAGAUUCCUUCUGGGAAAUCGCAUAUAGCAAAAAAAAAAAGCCAAACAAAAAAACCCUAAAAACAAGUAAGUAACACAUGGUGAAUGUGGCCUCCUAAAAUCUAAAUGGUUCCAAGUCCCAGUUGUUACACUGCCAGUGUGGCUGGGGUGGUGGUGAUGGAGGAAAUGUUGCAUUUAAACUCCUACAUGGGAGAAUUUCAUAGAGGCAAGGUUUUCCUCCACUUCCAGUAGCUAAAUACUUCAAAUUUUACUUAAAAAUUCAAAAUGUUCAGCUUCUAUGUUAGAGAUCUGCAAUUUCCAUUAGAAUUGAGGCUGCAAACCUAGCCUCUUCCCAGCAAUGUCCUGGUA
Meleagris gallopavo (turkey) is the source of this 3611-nucleotide messenger RNA. Lineage: Eukaryota; Metazoa; Chordata; Aves; Galliformes; Phasianidae. The record is from RefSeq and is a predicted model, not a curated record.